Messenger RNA from Aegilops tauschii subsp. strangulata, 1975 nucleotides. Its product is annotated as DEK domain-containing chromatin-associated protein 1. Gene Ontology annotation, cellular component: nucleus. The record is from RefSeq and is a predicted model, not a curated record. Gene Ontology annotation, molecular function: histone binding; DNA binding. Lineage: Eukaryota; Viridiplantae; Streptophyta; Magnoliopsida; Poales; Poaceae. Gene Ontology annotation, biological process: regulation of double-strand break repair; chromatin organization.
UCCGUCCGUCCGCCCCGCUCCGCCUCCCAAAAAUUCCCCCCUUUUCCACCCCCCCCACCUCACCACUCCCCGACCUAAAACCCUAGCCGCGCUCGCCGCCGUCGCCCCCCGCCCCCGCCCGCCGCCAUGGCCACCGCCGCCAAGCCCGCCGACCCCGCCCCCGCCGAUCCGCCCGCCGACGACCCCAUGGACGCCGACGCCGAGGCGGAGGAGCACGAGGACGAGGCGGAGUCGGAGGAGGAGGCGGAGGCGCAGCCGCAGAAGAAGCGGGGCCGGAGGAAGCGGGUGCCGCGGGAGCCGGCCACCCCCGCCACCGGCAGGCCGUCCCGGGAGCGCAAGACCGUCGAGCGCUACGCCGAGCUCACCCCGCGCUCCACCCCCGCCAAGAAGUCCGCCGCCAUUCUCCAGGGCUCUGGGACGAAGCUCAAGGAGAUCCCCAACGUUUUCUUCAAACUUUCCAAGAGAAAGGCGGAUGACAAUCUUCAGAGUCUUCAUACUUUGUUGUUUGGGAGAAAAUCAAAUGUCCAUUUCCUGAAAAGAAACCUAGCCCAGUUUUCUGGUUUUGUUUGGACUGACAAUCCAGAAAAGCAAAGGAACAGGAUAAAAGAAAGGCUUGACAAGAUGAACAAGGAGAAGUUGCUAGAUUUUUGUGAUAUACUUGAUGUUCAGGCCAAACAUACUUUAAAGAAGGAGGAAGUUUCUGCCAAAUUGCUGGAGUUUCUGGAGUCUCCUUGCAUUACCAGAGAUGUUGUUAUCAGUGAUGUGAAGAAAGGGAAGAAACGCCGGAGGAGGUCUAAAGGAACUAGCCAGGCAACGGCUGAAGGUGCUUCUGGAGAGAAGAAAAAGAGGAAGAGUCGGAAACAAAAAGUUGAGGCUGAAAAUGAGAAUGAUGAUGAAGAUGAUGCUGGUCCUGCUGGUUCUGAGGACUCAUCAAUGGGAGAAAGUGAUGAGGACUCUGAAGUGAAAGAAGAGACCAAGAGUGAUGAAGAGCCUGAAGCAACACCGGUGAAGAAAAAGUCAACAGAUGGUAAACAAGGAAAGAAGGAAGCUGGAUCCAAGGCAAAGGAAAAGGAUGCAUCGGUGAAGAAGACUCCUACUAAAUCUGUAAAAAGCGUGUCAAAGCCAAAUGUGAAGUUGGAGAGCAAAAAGGCUGCCAAGAAAACACCAAAGAAUUCAACAAAGGAAAGCAGUACACCUGUAGAGAAGGCCAAGAAGAAGGUUGCAAAACCGAAAAAGGAUGAUGGAAAGGAGAGCCAAAACAACAGUAAGGCACGCAAGAAGCAAGGUGCCAAGGCAUCUGGUGAAAAUAAAGGAAAAGGCAAGGUAGCCCCAACCACUAAACAGUUGCAUGGUGUUGUCAGUAACAUAUUGAAAGAAGUGGACUUCAAUACGGCAACUUUGGCUGACAUUCUCCGGAAAUUAGGAGACCACUUUGACAUGGACCUCAUGGACAGGAAGUCCGAGGUGAAGCGCAUCAUAGAGGAAGUGAUCAACAGCAUGUCUGACGAUGAAGGCGAGGAAGAAAACGAGGAAGAGGAUGCAGAGGAGAAUGGCAAGAAGGAAGAAGAUUCAAAGGAGGAUCCUGAUGAAGAGGAAGAGAAAUAAGCCAGACGUGAUCGGACUGACCGGUCUCCUGUAUUUGUCGAGUGUUCUUGUUGGUUGCUGGGGCUCUUCUGGCCUGUACAAUGGUGGCACCACAACAGCCGUUUUGGUGGUGGUCUGGGCAGGUGCUAGACUGUCUGUUUGUUAGCCAUUUGAUGUGAUGGCCCUGCGCGCCUACCUGGUUGUUGUGCUUGACUCGUGGUGUUAUUGACCUGUAGUCUCUUUAGUUGCCGGUCAUGUACAAUAGCUGUUUGGUUAUAUGACUCUGUUCCUUUCUUAGGUAGCUAGCCCUGACUGUAAUUUGCAGCAUGCAUACUUGUCUGUGUUCUGUUCCUUGCAUUUUAUCCAUGUAAAACAGUUGUAUUCUUGUGGA